Messenger RNA from Cloeon dipterum, 2264 nucleotides. RefSeq names its product dnaJ homolog subfamily C member 11. The record is from RefSeq and is a predicted model, not a curated record. The coding region runs from base 131 to 1873 and encodes 580 amino acids. The transcript has 11 exons. Gene Ontology annotation, biological process: cristae formation. NCBI's taxonomy places the organism in Eukaryota, Metazoa, Arthropoda, Insecta, Ephemeroptera, Baetidae.
CAGCACUGACAGCGAUGAAAAUCAUCGAUCAUCCUCCGCUCGUGGUGUGCCAAAAGAAAACAAGAGCGGACUGGACAUCCCCCGAAAUUUUCCGCAAAAUCGACACAAUUGAGCGCGGAAAGGUUACGUAAUGGACGAGGACAAUGCAGAGGAGGGUGGAAGUCUGCUCGAGGAAGAGGACUACUACAUGUUCCUCAACGUCCCGCGGACGGCCACCCCUGAGGAGGUGACGGCUGCAUACAAGAAGCUGGGCCGUUUGUACCACCCUGAUAAACACGUCGACCCUGACAAUCCGCAGAAAAAACAAGAGGCAGAAAUCUUGUUUCAUAGAGCGAAAAAAGCUUACGAUGUGUUGAUUGAUCCUCACCGGAGAGCGAUUUACGACUCUCUUGGCGUGAAAGGAUUGAAAACAGAAGGUUGGGAGUUGGUGCAACGGACGAGAACUCCAGCUGAAAUCAGGGAAGAGUAUGAGAGAAUUGCAAGACAAAACGAGGAGAGGCAACUGCAGCAGAAAACCAACCCAAAGGGGCAGCUGACUGUCCACCUCAACUGCACAGACUGGUUUGACACAUAUGAAUAUGACGACCCUGAUUAUAUUGACGAAUUUAAACUACCUGAGGUCAGCGGCGUCAGUCUGCAGCAGUCUGUGGAGGCACACCCGACCCUGAGGGACUGCACCACCCUGGCAGGGCAGGCCAACACCUCCAACGGUGUCGGCACAGGCUCUUUCGCGGUCACGUGGCGCCGGCUGCUCGGCCCUAGAGGCUGGGUUGAGUCUGAGUUUUCUGCCGGCAGCGGACCGACCCUUUCACUCAGGGCGUUCAGGACGCUUUCCAAACAUGUGUUCGGCAACGCAGGCCUCACUCUGCAGGCUACGGACAGGGGCAUUGCACCUGUACUUCAGUCAACUUUGGCCAUGCAGUUGAGCAAAUCGACUAUGGGUUCUCUAGUCUGGCGGGCAGGCAUGGCCAGCAGUAUGACCGUGUCCAUCACUAGGGACACGCCCAGUAUGCAUUUUGUCUCCAUGCUACAGUUUGGAAUUCCACACUCGUUUGCAUUUGUCGCGUACUCGCACAAGCUCAAAGAUGGCAAAAUCAGAGUUGGUGUUCGAGGAGGAACCUUUGGCAUCCAAGUCGAGUACGGAGCAGAGAAAAAAGUGUCGCAGUACAGCACCGUCUCUGCCACGAUGACAGUCGGAAUUCCAACUGGCGUGUCGUUAAAAAUGAGGGUUGUGAGAGCUAGUUACACAUUUUCCUUCCCGAUCAGGUUGAGUGAAGAGGUUGUCCCCGCCGCUGUUUUCUACGGCACUGUUUUACCCGUUUUGGGCUGGCUGGUUGUUAAGGGACUCAUCAUUGAUCCUUACUUGGCUAGGGAGAAGCGUGCUGAGAAAGAGAAGCAGCGGCAAGCGAAUCAAACUAGGAUUGCACAAAAGCGUCGGGAGGCCGAGUCUUCAAUAAACCUAAUGCAGCAGACCUAUGCUCGAAUUUGCUCUGAUGAGGAGAAAAAGAACGGCCUUUUGAUCAUUAUAGCUGUCUACGGAGUAGCUUCAAAUAUCGAUUCGUUCAGCAUCCCCGCUGGAAGCAGUUCAUCGUCGUCCGGCAAUGUGUCACCAGUCGCCAUGCCAGCCAGUCAGAACAGAGAAAUUCCUGAGGACUGCAUUGACGUCACUAUCCCCUUGCAAUGUCUGGUGCAGCAGGAUUCCAAAUUAUACUUAGUAGAGGGUUCAAAGAAUGAAUUGCCUGGUUUUUACGAUCCGUGCAUAGGGGAGGACAAAAAAUUGCUGAUUCAAUAUAAAUUCCGCGGGAAAUUGCAUGAAACAAUACUAGAAGACUCUGAGGCAUUGACGAUACCUAGGCAAGGUCACCGACUGUAGAAGCAUGAGAGUUGUCAGACUGCAAAUUAGCUUUUAUAAAAAAAUCAAAAAGCCCUUGUGCUUUGUGUGCGUAAGGCCAAAAAUAUAGCAAUUCGCAGCUAAAACGCAAAUUUUACAUAUUGUUUGCUGCUUUUCUGAUUCAAUGUUCUCUGCAGCCAAGUAAAAUUGAACACUCAGUGGUUGUUAAAAAUGAACAAUUGCUAGCAAUGAGCUAACCAAAAAAGAAAAUUACAAGAAUCCAGUGAUGACAUUUUCCUCUUACUUUAGUUGCUGCGGAGCAGCUAUGAGAAGAUCAGCUACGUGCCUAUUAUUUUCCUAGCAAACAUUUAGAGCCUGUUUUACUGUUAAUGUUGUACAAGUAAACCAAUAAAUAAGCUCUUAAAUUGUUGAA